Molecule: messenger RNA, 372 nt
Organism: Perkinsus marinus ATCC 50983
Lineage: Eukaryota; Perkinsozoa; Perkinsida; Perkinsidae
Exons: 3
Coding region: 1-372 (123 amino acids)
Source: RefSeq, a predicted model, not a curated record
AUGCCAUUGAGGGACACGCCCUCUUGCCUAGAGGAGCUGUCUCUGCCGAGACUCGACAUGGUGAAGAUCGGACAGUGUGGUAUGGAUAUGAUCACGGACCGUUUGUCUGCAUCCCUGUUACGCCUGGAUCUGUCUAACCCGGAGGGAGUGUGUCCUUCACCAGCAAAUCUUUCUAAAUUGACUCGUCUGAAAGCACUCAACUUGACGGGGUGGUCAUCUACAGCAGAGGCGCUCGUAUCAGCGCUGAAGAGUCUCAACGAGUUGGAGUUCCUCGACUUGUCCGAUACAUUGAUGGACGAUGCGGGUCAGUCUGCACCAUCGACUCCCACUCGGGCUGUGACCCGUAUACAGGAUUGUCACUUCUCGCCGUGA